This is a messenger RNA of Phyllostomus hastatus (greater spear-nosed bat), 1462 nucleotides long. RefSeq names its product chibby family member 3 (gene CBY3). The transcript has 2 exons. NCBI's taxonomy places the organism in Eukaryota, Metazoa, Chordata, Mammalia, Chiroptera, Phyllostomidae. Bases 1 to 849 code for a protein of 282 amino acids. The record is from RefSeq and is a predicted model, not a curated record.
AUGACUAAAAUUAAAAAGAUUUACCAUACAAAUGUUGUCAAGUACGUGGAGGAACAGAAACUCAGUGGUGGUGAGGAUAUGUAUGACCAGCAGGGAUGGCUUCUCGUGGCCAAGCCCUGUCCACCACCGGGCCUUGUGAUCCGAGGGGACAGCCAGCACCGAGCGGGCUGCUCACCCGUGUCCUUGCUCCCUAGCUCGCUUCCAUCAUUCAGAACAUCGGGGGUCCCAAGGCAGGGGUGCAACUCCGGUCACCAACGUCCUAGCAGCUCCACUCUGGGCACCCACGCGCCUGCCAGGGCCCACCUGGCCCUCGACCUGGAGGCCUUCCGGUGGCCGGCCGCGUACCACGCCAAUCAUCUGUGGGAGCAGCUGCGGCAGUUCUGGGCCGACCACUUCUCGCGGCGCUUCUCGCCGCGGCGCCCGCCACUGCGCCGCAUCUCCUCCAUGUCCACCUUCUACCUCCUGGAGCACAGCGCGCGCCAGGCCGAGCUGGGCCUCAGCUACGACGCGCCGCGCACGCGCCUGGACGAUCGGGCGUUCGUGUUCCGCAGCGGCCGCUGGGCCGCGGAGGGCCAGCCGGGGCGCUCCAGGACGCCGUCGCGCCCGCUGACCGGCCCGGGCGGGAAGGCGCAGGUGCCGCGCGUCCGCAGCCAGGAGUUGCUGGAAGAGAACAACUACCUGCGGCUGCAACAGCAGGUGCUCAUGGACAUGCUGACCGAGGCCACGGCGCGCACACAACUGCUGGAGGCGGCGCUGGACCGCGGGGCCUACUCAGCGGCCCCGGCGCGCGUUUGGCAGGCGCGCAUGCGUGGGCGGCGCGCUCGCGUAGCAGACCCCGUGACGCAAUAAAUCCAUGCGGCGCACGCGCGCCUCCCUCCUCCCAGUGGUCUUGGCCCGAUCUGGGACUCCUCGAGAUUUCGGGAGGGCUGCGCUCCCACGAAGUCGAUCUCCCGCUGCCCGGUGUGGGCCGGUGACUUGGACGACAGCCAGUCUUGGGAGGGGGCGAUAGGGCCGUGGAGGAGGAUUGUGCGUGACCCUUUGGGAGCGCGCAGUGGGUGUCAGGCUUGUAGCGGGCAGUGCGGCAGUGUGGGAGGCAGGGUGAAUGGGGUGGCAGGCGAUGACAUUCUUGGCCUUGGGGACGCAGGGCGAAGUCUGGGAACCUGGGGCGCUCAGGGGUGGAGGGUGCGGUGAGGCGGUCGGUGCCGGGCGAGGUCGCGGACCUUGCACUUGGCCGUCCAGCGGAAGGGAUUUCAGUUUGAGUCCGGGAUAGGUGUAUUUUACGACCAGAAAGCUGUUCCAGGAAAGCAGCUGUCUGGAAACUUGGGGCUCUGCUUUCCCCACCUGGCUGUUUGGUUUUUGGCGAGUCGCUUCUCUGCUGCAGGCCUCCUUUUCUUUUCCUUGGAAUACACGCACUCUCCGGGGAUAAUCUUGUACACAGAUAGGAUUUGCCCAACCCGCGUUG